This is a messenger RNA of Symbiodinium sp. CCMP2456, 2064 nucleotides long. The record is from the annotation of a GenBank genome assembly. NCBI's taxonomy places the organism in Eukaryota, Dinophyceae, Suessiales, Symbiodiniaceae.
AUGGCCAUUGAGGAGGAGAUUCGCCCGACCUUGCAGCUCCCUGACUACGAGUGCCACAGUGCUGGCCAGGAGGCACGCGACCUUCACGAGGCCGUCCUGCUCUUGCUCUCUGCGGUGGAGCUGCAGGGUGCCAGUCCCAGCAACCAGAAGGUGUGGCAAGGCCACGCAAGCAAGUUUGCCAAGGUACCGGCCGUUUUUGAAGACAUCUGCCCUUUCGGCUGGUUCUUGGUAAGGUUGAGCCACUGGACCUCCUGUGUGCUCGCAGCCUGGGACCACCCUUCAUGCACAACCUUUCGCAUAGAUCCCAUUCGCCUUACCAAGCUCGUGCUUGGUGCCUAUGGCAACCAUUAUGGGCUACAGCUACACGAGGAGCUCGUUGUCUUCUGGAACACACGCUGGAGCCGCCUGUUCGAGUACUGGGUGACAGCGAUGCAAGAGCUUCGAAACUGGCAGAAGCCGUUUGCCGCAGCUUUUGACUCGACUGCUCUCCGCGGCAUCGACUGCGACGAUUCCUCAGAGGUUCCGGACUUCUCCGAGACGGACACAACUCCUCAUUCACCCACUUGGACAGUCCUUCGACACAGGCUUGAAGCAGCCUAUCAGAAGGGCGACGCAAAUUCGCAAAGGAUUGCGAUGCAUCUGACUAUGUUCAUGUGGCAGGACUCGAACCAAUCACAUCUUGAGGCCCAGAUCAAGGAGUGCCCGCUGGGCAUGCUUGCUGUGUCGCUGCACCGCUUGGUGGUGUAUCUGCGGGCCCUGUCUGAGCAGGUGCCUCUGCAGCUAAGUCAUGUGGUCCAGAUCUUCCUGAAGGUCGAAGAUGCCUUUCCGGACUUGCUACCGGUCCUUUUUGAAACCGAGUGGCCCUUAAUGACAUUUCUAAACAUGGGUGCUCAAAUUGUCCGGUGGAGAUCACGGUCUGGAACAGACUCCUACCAGACGAAGCCUUUCACCCUUGACUUCUUUCCUACAGAGCUGCUUACUUCGCAAGCGGAGCGAAAACAGCUCUCUAGCCUGGCCACAAGCGGUGCUCGGCUGCUGGGCAACAUCAGGCAGCGGCUAUUGGCCUGGCCCAGUGACGUGUACCAGAAGCUGCUGAAGGCUUUGUUCAGAUAUCUUGAUGCUGACAUCCACCGCCCGAGCAGCCACCACAUCGUUUUCAUGACGACGGUAUAUGGCCAGCGCUACGCUAAGUACCUUGCGGGUUGGCUGCGUCGUGCUGCAGCACUGGGGCACCUACCGCGGAUGUUAGUGUUUUGCCUGGAUGCCCACGCCAAAGAGGAAUGCGACAAGGCGCACCUAGAGACAAGCUUCUGCAUCGCUGGAACACAGAAGACGGCGGCCAACAAGUUUCACAUGAUGGCUGCUAUUGUCAACUUGGGCUUUGACGUUUUGUAUCUCGAUUUCGACCUGGCGCUCUUCAAGGACCCAUUACCCGAGAUCCUGUCACAUUGGGACAAGGCUGAGCUUCUCUUGACCAGAGAUUUUGGUUCCGAGUGCCUCAACAUUGGUGUUGUCUAUGCUAAAGCCCACGCGGACACGGCUGAGUUCUUGCAAGAGCUCAUCGUGUGGCUCUGGAACCAUCCCUACGAAUUUUGCCAGAAGGCUUUUGCUGGCAUGAUGGGUCAAGAGGACAUCCAGUACAACGAUCUUUUCGGAGACCCAGUGCGAGCGGUUCCUCGUUGGGGUUUCUUGGAGUCGCUGAACCUUUUCGUUACCAGCACUGUCUACAACGCCGACGUGCAGGGAUGGACAGGGGACAUAGACAAGAUCAUCAUCUUUCACUUCCUUGACAGCACUGGCGACGUGAACCCCGACUUUGCGCUUAAGGGUGGGUAUGUAAACCUUUUCGAUGCCUUCUACGACAAUCCUAAGCUGAAUCUGUCCGUUGACGAACCGCUCCAUGAGCAAGACCAUCAGAUUAGAGCCUUGCUCAUGGAGUCAAGGCAGCUUCCGCCGACACGGCUUUGGCCCUGCCUCAACACCGACCCGGAGUCCCUGCCUGAAUGGAAGAAGAUACAGCGCAAUCAGAUCCUGAACCGGUCGGAGCUACGCCCAGUGAUGUGA